Molecule: messenger RNA, 1266 nt
Organism: Aspergillus terreus NIH2624
Lineage: Eukaryota; Fungi; Ascomycota; Eurotiomycetes; Eurotiales; Aspergillaceae
Exons: 5
Coding region: 1-1266 (421 amino acids)
Biological process (GO): positive regulation of transcription by RNA polymerase II
Cellular component (GO): nucleus
Molecular function (GO): transcription cis-regulatory region binding; DNA-binding transcription factor activity
Source: RefSeq, a predicted model, not a curated record
AUGACGGUUGCCUGUUUGAGACAGUCUAUCUUUCAUCCUAUGCUUACUGCUUACCAUGUGAAUUCUCUUCUUCCUACCAUCAACUGCUGGGACGCAUGGACAAUCGAAAGCGCCACUGCUGGGAAUGUCGCCGACGUUGUCUCGUCUGCGACUUCACCCGUCCCGGGUACGGAAACUCGGGAUGUCGCUGUGAUUCCCCGUUUCGAGACCAUUACUGAUGUCCCCGUGCUGGCCCAGGCGGCCGAAUACUGCAACCAUCGUAUGAACCGAACGAGAGAUGACCCUUGCUCGAAUCCUCUGGCGGUGACCUUCUUCCGCUACCGGGGCCUUGUCAUUCGCUCGCUCAGGAGCGAUAUUGACCGAGGACAUAAGCGGACGGGCGAUGUCGUUCUGGCGGGGAUCAUCACGCUGCUCCUCGUUGAUGCCCAGCAGGAUGCCUCUCCCCACUGGAAAUGCCAUCUAGAGGGACUCCAGAGACUCAUCACGCUGCGCGGGGGCAUCCGGUCACUGGCCGGGUCACCUAGCCUCGCGCCGCUUCUUCAUUGCUUUGUGUUCCUUGCAGUUAUCGGGGACACUUCGUCCCCUGCAUCAGACGUGGCAAUGACCACCCUGCAGCUCGAAACGGACUUCAUACUGGAGCAGUUUGGCAGGAGACUCUUUGCUUUUCAGAUGUGUCCCACGCCCCUGUUCGCCGAGAUUAUCAAGAUCAACCAUCUGCGUGCGCGAGCUUCAAAACACGACCCUGCAGAGCUGAACGGCCUCACCCACGAGGCCUCCAACAUACUCAAUCGAAUCGAUGCUUUCUCGUCAGAACAAUGGACUAUGUCCAAGCCAUCAUCAAAAGAGGACUGGAUACUUGUUGGGAACGUGUAUCAGGCCGCGGUGGCACUGUAUUGCAUCCUGUCGCUGCAAAGCCUGUCAGUUCUGCCUCGGACACUUCUCCUGAGAGCGAGGCGCACCUCUCAUGGCCAGCAUCUGCAGGCGCUGCUCAAUGAGGCACUGCCAUCCCCGCGGAUCAAACGAUUCAUCUUUUGGCCGCUGGUCGUGCUCGGGGUGCAAUCUGUGAACGGUGGCGCAGGAAUGCGCGCGUUCGUUCGAGAGCAGCUUCCCGAGAUGAGUCGGCACAUUGGCUCAUAUGUCCCACUGACAGCAAAGGACGUCCUGGAGAAAUUCUGGGCUUCAGGUGAGACGCGUUGGGAUGCUUGCUUCGAUCGACCGUACGCGUUAGCGACGCAGAUAGCAGUGGAUCUCAGUGGGUUGACCUAG